GCUUUUCACCUUCUUGUUCUCUUUAUUUUAGAUAUUCCUUAUCUAAGGCAGAAGUGCUAUCCAGCAGUACUGAGCAAGGGCUAUUAAGUUUUAUGGAACACAUAACAACUGGAAUAUAAAAUAUGAAAAAUCAAGGAAUGAAUUAAGGAAGCACUUAGCUAGCUGUUUGUAUUCUUAGCCUUCCACUUAAGUGUCAUGCCUUUAGAAGACUUGCAGUGAAAAAAUGAGACAGUUCCUUGUUGGUGCCUUGUGAAAGAGGUACAAAAUGGCUUACAGCGUGACUCUGAAUGGACCUGGACCAUGGGGUUUCCGGCUGCAAGGGGGCAAGGACUUCAACAUGCCCUUGACCAUCUCCAGAAUCACCCCGGGCAGCAAGGCAGCACAGUCACAGAUGAACCAAGGGGACCUUGUGGUAGCCAUUGAUGGUGUCAACACUGACAGCAUGACCCAUUUAGAGGCCCAGAACAAGAUCAAGUCAGCCAGCCACAACUUGAGCCUCACUCUUCAGAAAUCUAAACGUCCAGUGCCAGUUUCGACCACAGCACCCAGAAUUGACUCUCCCAGGGCUGUAAUUCCCCACCAGAAGGUCAUAACCAACACUGCUGCCAACACGGAGCUCACGGAGCGUUUCAACCCCAGUGUCCUGAAGGACUCUGCCCUGUCUACACACAAACCCAUUGAGGUGAAAGGCCUGGGUGGCAAGGCUACCAUAAUUCAUGCCCAGUAUAACACCCCGAUCAGCAUGUAUUCCCAAGAUGCUAUCAUGGAUGCAAUUGCAGGCCAGGCACAAGCCCAGGGUGGAGAAUUUGCUAGUACCCUUCCUAUUAAAGAUCCUCACGUAGACAGUGCCUCUCCGGUGUAUCAGGCUGUGCUUAAAACUCAGAACAAGCCUGAAGAUGAAACCGAGGACUGGAGUCGCCGUUCUGCCAAUCUGCAGUCUAAGUCCUUCCGCAUCCUCGCGCAGAUGACCGGAACAGAGUACAUGCAAGAUCCAGAUGAAGAAGCCCUGAGGAGGUCAAGAGACAAGGAAAAUGUUGCUGCAGCAUCAGAAAACAGUACCCCUGUCGAGCAUGCUCCAGUGUCUACCAGUUCUGCCUCUGCUCCUGCACCACACGCUUCAGCACAUCAGCCUGCUACUGCUGCUCAGAGUACAGCCAGCCUGAUGACACCACCAGCAACCACCUCAGUAGUGCAAGAGUCUUUCUCCUCCUCCUUCCAAAGAGUGCUUGCAGCCCCCAGCUCUCUUUCACAGCCUAAGCCUUUCCAUGGGCCCAAGAACAUGUCAUUAGCAGCUUCCACUAUUUCAUCUGCUCUCUCAUCUCAGUCUAGUUUCAACCGGCAUUCUUCCACCUCCAUCAGCUACCAGGCAAAGAAGAGAAACACAAGCCAGUCGUAUACCCCGACGCCAGCGUCCGGGAGCUAUGGUGAAAGUCCUGCUGCUUCUGCUACUUCAAAACUGAGAGUUGUUACCACUGCCAGCAUAAAGCCCUCUGUCUACCAGCCAGCACCAGCACCAGUUCAUUCCUACACCUCUGCCAACACUGAGCCUGCAAGUCGUCCUCCCUGGGUAACAGAUGACUCCUUUUCCCAGAAAUUUGCACCUGGAAAAACCACCACCACUGUCACAAAGCACAUCCUGCCAAGGGGUGCUCCAGUACCAUCUCCUGCCUCAACUUCUGCUUACCCAUCUCCAGUUUCAGCUUCUUCCCAGGCUCCUGCAAUAGCCCGGGGAACAGUUCAGAGGGCUGAGCGUUUCCCAGCCAGCAGCCGAACUCCUCUCUGUGGGCACUGCAACAGCAUAAUUCGGGGUCCUUUCCUGGUAGCCAUGGGUCGCUCCUGGCACCCAGAAGAAUUCAAUUGUGCUUACUGCAAGACAUCCUUGGCUGAUAUGUGCUUUGUGGAAGAGCAGAAUAGUGUGUACUGUGAGCGCUGCUAUGAACAGUUCUUCGCCCCGACCUGUGCCCGAUGCCACACUAAGAUCAUGGGGGAAGUGAUGCAUGCCCUAAGAAAGACUUGGCACACAAGUUGCUUUGUCUGUGCUGCUUGUAAGAUGCCGUUUGGGAAUAGCCUCUUUCACAUGGAGGAUGGGGAACCUUACUGUGAGAAAGAUUAUAUUGCUUUGUUCAGCACAAAAUGCCAUGGUUGUGACUUUCCUGUUGAAGCUGGAGAUAAAUUCAUUGAAGCUCUUGGACACACUUGGCAUGAUACCUGCUUCAUUUGUGCUGUAUGCCAUGUGAAUUUGGAAGGUCAGCCAUUCUACUCCAAGAAGGAUAAGCCACUGUGCAAGAAGCAUGCCCAUGCCAUCAAUGUUUAAAAGAAGAGUUGGUAGUCAGUAACACUGGGGAAAAACAGAUGACUAACUGAGCAGUUAUAAAGUUGAUACCCAUGGCUAGCAUUUCUCUUGGUAAAAGCUAGGAAGUUGAUACUUCUGAAGUUUAACUUAAUGAAAGUUUCUCUUUCGUAAAUGCAGACCAUGCUUCUGCAAGGUUCAUACCAAACCCUACUGAAUGAGCGGUCAAAACCAAAUGAACUAGGCCAUUAUUAGGGCAACAGUUGGGGGAAAUAUUGAAAUUAACUAAAAACUGUAAUAUAAAAAGUAAUAUGCAAAUGCAGUUUCAAAUUAACUACCCACAGCAAUUUUACUGCUUAGACCACACACUAGUGUUUAAGAACGACUGGAAAAGUCCUUUUGUAAUAAGUCCUUUUCUUUCAUAACAAGAAUGAGUGAGUGCCACAUGUCCAAUUAUCUGUAGAACCAAAGGCCAUAGCUUUCGAAGGGAAAUAAGUAGAUCGGGGUUUCCUCCAUGAAAAGUGACUGCUGUGACUGCUAUUCCAUUAUGUUGUGGUGCUACCUCAUAGCAUCAAAUAUUUUAGAUUCUUUCCAAAUAAGAAGUCUGCCUUGAAUCCAUAUGUAGCUGGGAAGCCUAGGAGACAAUCCAUACCUUAGUUUGAAAAUGAAGUGGAAACAGAAUAACGCCUUCCAUAACCCAGUCAGAUUGAGAAGAAAAUGUUGGGUCAACCUUGCUAGUGCGCUUGGCUUUUGCAUCCAGAGUAGAUUAGUUCACUUUUCAAAUCACAAUGGAAAAGGACAACGGACUUUCUCCAAAUUGCUCUUUCACUGAAUGGAACAGAGCUGGCUGAAAAACCCAGCUUUUAAUUUGAAACCAGUUUUCCUUUUCUUUUGUUGAAAAAAAAAAUAAAAAAUUCAAAGUUGCUUUGUUUUCUAAUUCCCACUGAUAUCAGUGGGAGGUAGAAAUCCACAUCUGGACCUUCACAUUGGUGAACACAUAGAUCCAGCACAGCUAGGAAGUGGGAGAUAGCUUGCAAAAGUUCCCUAUUCUAUCCCAUAUCGUUAGGAAAAGAGCAUUUUUUUUUUUCCCUAUAGUAAAUUAACACUGAUUAAAAAUCUGUAAGGCAGCAUAACACCACAGGCACAUACUCUUUAUUACUUUUGUUAGUUUAAAUGCAGCGCAUCCUGAUUGGUAGUAGUAUUUGCCAUUGUAAAACAGCAGAUAGGCUCCAACAAUCUGGACAACCACAGAGUCCUCUUUUCUAAUAGUUUAAAGUUUCAAGUUGUUUGAACAGUUAUUUAUAAAACUUUUUUUUUCCUCAAAAGAACAAUACUUGUAGUACUGAUAAUAAUUUUGAAUUUUUAAUUUUAAAUAUCAGUUACUUUUGUAUCGGAGACAGCAGCUCUGACAGAAACAGAGUUAAAAUGGAACAUUGAUCACUAGUCAAGUUUUAUUAAUUUAAGUGAGAAUUAUGAUGUGUGUGUUGACAGCUUGCGGUACUGACAGUUUUGAAUUAGUAUUUCUGAGGCUUCUGUGGGUCACAUUCUGGUGCCAUCUGCACCCUAUUUUACCUUGUGUUUUGAAACAAGAAAUUCCAUAGCACUGACUACCGUUUCCCUCCUAUGCAUAAUGCCCGUUUUAAGAAAACUCAUGUGUCUUUUCAGGGAUGAAAAACUAUCCAAAGCUUGGGGAAGGAAUAAAAGAAAUUUGGAGUUCUAAUAUGAGAGUUAAGUUAGCUGCAGGCAGUCCACAUCUUGGACGAAAAUACCAACAUGAACUGCCCGUGGCAGUUUUGACAUGUGUGACCUGUAUUUAUCAGUAGGUAUCGUAGUGCUCACUGAUCUUAGCAGCGAUCUGAUCCGAGUGCGACAGGGUCAGAUUUUUGUAUGCGCGAAUGAUUCUAAAACACUAGUACAUAAUAUGCAACGCCUUUUUUUAAUACAGCAAACAAAUUUUCUGUUUUCAGUCAGUGCUGAGCAGGUGUGAAUAUGGUUCCAUCGAUUACAAAAUCCAAAGAUUCUCUAGAGGAAUAAAUUGUAAUCAUGGAAGUUAAAUAUUUUUUCCCCCUCACAUUUGACUUCACUAAAUACCUUUUCAUAACAGUGAGAGAAUUCUAGACUUCCUUUUAAUUUUUGAAUGUCAUUCAACAAAAUGCGUUUAUUGUUCUCUCUUAUUUAAGAGAAUUCGAAUCAGCAUAUUAUAUACUAAGACUGCAUUGAAGAUAUUCUUUAGGCAGAUUUCUGUGUUACCCGCUGACUGGGACUAAUCUCUUGCUGUCAGCAUCAAAACAGGGAGUCAGACUCCUUGGGAGGACACAGAAUGCUCGGGGUUGUGAUGCCUCAGGAGAAUUUAAUGAAGUCUUUUGCCUCUAAUCUGCAUGUGUGUAUAUAUGUGUGUGUGUGUCACUCUCCACCUUCCCCCUCAAUGUCCCUAAAAGCUCCCUCUUCACUGGCAGCGUGAAGGAUAAAGCAUUUUAGGAGAUGGCCGGAGAUGAAGGGCUGCAGCUUAGGCAGGGGUGCACUCCGUCAAGAGAUGGUGGUAGCCAGCGUGGCUGGGGCUGUCUUCUCUUUGUCCCGUUGACAGGGGAGCCCAAGUCAGCCUGCGAGUUGCUGGGGUGGACAAGGGUGUGGGAGACAGGGGUCUCAGUGUGGGCAGGGGGAGGCAGGCUUGGGUCAGAGAAGGCAGAGCACCUGCAGCAGCCGGAAUGCAGGGGCUCUGGGGGUCCCUGGUUGAGUGUGAAAAGAUGAGGCACUGAGGAGACAGGAGGCCCUUCCUGAAGCUGGGGUUGGAGGAGGGGGAAUAGCUAGGCAGGGCCAGUUUCACUAAGCUGACAUGUUAGGUAGUUGGGGUGGGGCGGAGGGAGGAAAGGGGGAACAGCCAGGAUGACUCACUGCAGUCGGGGAAAGGGCUUGAAGCAAGAAAUUGGGGUACGAGCAGCUCACAACAGUCCCGGUAGUACGAACAUGGAUAGAAGGGGUGAGCAAGGGGGAUACAGGAUCUGAUCUGGUAAAUGUGAAGUCAGGAAUGCAGAAAGGCGAAUGCAAUGUACGUAAGCACAGCUGAGCUAGCUUGCGGAGUGGCAACAGUGAAAAUGCAGCAGCACAGACUUGGGUGGGAGCUGUACUAGCUCGAGAGAGUCCUGAAAACUUCCUUUUCAGCGGGAGCCGUACUAACUUGAGAGUCCUGAAAAUUUCCUUGGGCAGAUAACCUGCACUGUAACACAUGCCCUGACUCCAGCUGGUGUCUGAGCAAGUGAGAUUAAAGCUAGUUUACAUAUCGCUAUAUGAGGUACAGUGAUAUCUCUGCGUGAAGAGCAGAGAUACCCUGAGGAUUAUCAUGAAAUAAAUUACCUGUUUUGACUUGUGCUGCUUCAUAAUGUGGUCCAAAAAUAGGGAAUCCACUUACCCACCCUUGGUAUCUAUACGAAGAUAUAAUUUUUGCACAUAUCUGAACCAGAAAUUUGUGAAUAAUAAAUAAUGUAGUAUUUUAACUUUCACGGGGGUAGAAUACCACAUAACUGUUGAUACUCUUCUGCUACAUGUCACCUUUGUGAUAUGGAAGGGGGAAAGAUACGUAGAGAUAUAGAUGUAAUUCAGAAUAGGGCCUUUCAGCUAUCGCGGAACAUAAACGCUGUACAAAAAGAUGCAGGAUGAAUAACGUGUACUUGUUCAUGUUUUAUGUCUUGUAAUAGAUGCCUGGGACAAGUUCCUCUAAAUAGUUCUUUUUAUUCUCAUUAAUGUGGGGUUUUACAUAAUAAAACAAAGAUAACUGUACCUCUGAAUGAUCAAAUUAAAAGACCAAUCUUUUAUCUAAUUAAGCGUUCAAUAACUUUUCAAAGGCUUAAACAAUUAUCUUAAUGCUUUUUCUCUUUUUCUGUUCAUUUUGCAGAGCGGGGUAAAUUAAAUUUUUCUAAAGAAGACUGUUUUUAUUAUCUGGGGGAAAAAAAAAACAUCCUUAUGACUUUCUUUUUUUAGAAGUUAGUUUUUACUAUAUUGGAUUUACACAUUACACAUUUCUAAAAAUUCAAAACAAGGAAAAAUAUUUUACUUUGGUCCUUCAGUGGUCAGUACUUUGGGUGAAAUGUGUUGGUUUUUUUUUUAAAAAAUAAUAUUUUUAUUUAUGUUUAAUAAUGUGAAUGUCCACAGCACUGAACACACUCAUUAGUGUCUAAUGCUGGGCACACUAAUGUUUAUUUGCAAUACUUGUCUCCUGGUAGCAGAUAUUAAUUUGUUUAGUAUUUAUAAACAUCAGAAUUUGAAGCUGAGUGAUUUCUUGCCUGCAGUGAUCAUAUUAGGAAUCUAGGUUUUAUAAUAUAUUGACAUGUUGACUUGAUGCCACAAGUGCCCUUGCUCUUAGAUAUAUAUUUUUUCCUAAGUUCCUAGUUAUUUCAGAAACAGAAUGUUAUGUGGUUUAUGAGGUGUGAGUAACUACUUUGCGUGGAUUAUCUGUGCCAACAUGAAUAAAACAGCCUAGUAAUAAAAGCAAUGUGCAAAUACAGUUAAAGCUUUAUGAUUUGGGCAUAUUUAUUAAUAUGGCAUGUGAACAGCUGACAGCUUUCAGCCAUGUAAUACUGAUAAGAAAGCAUACACAAGCUUGUACUCUCUACUUCAGACCUGAAAAUAAAAAUUAAAAGCAUUGGUUUCAGUUUUAUUCUA
Molecule: messenger RNA, 6946 nt
Organism: Athene cunicularia (burrowing owl)
Lineage: Eukaryota; Metazoa; Chordata; Aves; Strigiformes; Strigidae
Gene: LDB3
Product: LIM domain binding 3
Exons: 19
Coding region: 266-2314 (682 amino acids)
Biological process (GO): muscle structure development; heart development; actin cytoskeleton organization
Cellular component (GO): adherens junction; stress fiber; filamentous actin
Molecular function (GO): actin binding; muscle alpha-actinin binding
Source: RefSeq, a predicted model, not a curated record